Coccomyxa subellipsoidea C-169 is the source of this 465-nucleotide messenger RNA. RefSeq names its product nucleic acid-binding protein. The record is from RefSeq and is a predicted model, not a curated record. NCBI's taxonomy places the organism in Eukaryota, Viridiplantae, Chlorophyta, Trebouxiophyceae, Coccomyxaceae. Bases 1 to 465 code for a protein of 154 amino acids. The transcript has 4 exons.
AUGGACUCUUCUGGAGCCGUGCAAAAGAGGGAACCAGUUUUCACAAAGAUUGACCAGCUGAGACCGGACACCUCUGGGCAUAACUUGGUGGUGAAGGUGAUCGAGGCCAACGUGGUGCUCACAAGGCAAGCCCCGCGACCGAACACAACAGCACCGCGCAUAGCAGAGUGCUUGAUAGGAGAUGAGACAGGAGUCAUCAUUCUCACAGCAAGAAAUGAGCAAGUGGACAUAGCACAGAAGGGGGAGUACUUGAUCCUCAGAAACUCAAAAAUUGACAUGUAUAAGGGUUCCAUGCGACUGGCGGUCACACAAUGGGGCAAGUUGGAGAGCACACACGACCGAGAUUUCGAGCCCAAGUUGGACCACAACCUGUCACUGGUUGAGUACGAGCUUGUGCGCUUGGAUCAAGGCAAUGACACAGACAGCGCUGCAGCAGCCCAGCCAGAAGCGCCAGCCAUUGCAUGA